AGAGAUGUUAUAAACAUACGGACAAGUUGGACAAGCGAAUCUGUACAGUGUUUUUCCCGUAGAUUCUUCAACGGACAAAACGUUUGAACAGUGCCGAAAAAUGUGUUGAGUUUGUUGUUGUUUGGUUAUUUGAUGCUGUCAUUUGUGCAUUUUUAGCGGGAUGUAUUUGUGUCAUUUUGUCACUUUUGACCAGGAGGGCUUCUGGGAAACGACCUGCUCUAAUUGUCCCUGUGGACAUAAUGAGUGGUCAGUUACGAAACAGAUGGUCAAUCGCUGUUGCAUUCGCCACGAUGUUGUCAACAACGAGCGGUCUUCUUUUUCAACAGAAGUUUUUGUUCAUCCGAAGAGGCAACCAAGACCUUUCCAAUGUCUAUUCUCUGCUUAAUCUAAUUCUGACUGUACUGACGUAUUUCUUGGUCUAUUAUCCCUAUUUGGCAUGUCUGAUGUCGGAGCAUCGUUUGGUAGCCUCAUGUCUAGGCUUUUGUUACGCGGCGUUCAGAUAUAUUGUUAUAACAAUGAACACGUUUGGUUGUUGGAAUUAUCUGACACAAUCAGGUGAGGAGUUCAAAUCUUUGAAGCUUCUUUUGGAGGUGCCUGUGGUGAUUUUCAACGCCUUUCUUUUUAUACGAUUCGCUUUUCUGACCAUUUAUUAUACCUGGAAAAAAUUUCGCUCCCCAAGGGAAGAGGAUGACUGGUUGAGAAUUGUUGACAUCUCAACUGUGAAUUACGUUAGUUGUUUACUGAACCCAUUCAAAAGUACCUUGCAUGAAAAAAAGGGAAUAUUAGCCAAAUUUUCGUGUACAACCGGUUUUAAAUUUUCCAGUACAACUCUGGCAACAUUUUUGGUAUCUGUACUUCUAGUCUUUAAUGCAUCACUAAUUGUAAUUCGUCAAGUUCUCGUUCUGGAAAUACUCAAGUUUCAUCCUCUAGAUAUCAUCAUUAGAGUACCAACGAUAGCAUCUGUGAGCGUAGCCUCCCUGAUCACGUGUGGAAUGCUGGUUCAUUUCUUGUAUUGCCACAGGAGAAAUAUGUUGCGAAUGUUCCAAGGUGAUAAAUCAUUUCUUCCUCCGGAUCUUGGCUCCCCAUCUCAUAUUGUGGGUCGAAGUUUACGUUUUUGUGGCUAUCAGGUUGCCGCUGCUGGAUGGGGUGCUUUGGCUUUAGGAACCAUUCUUACAACUGCAUCAUGUAUCUCCGUGGCCCUGGUGCAUUAUUGGGAAUAUAUAAUCAGUUCUGAAAGACUUGCUGUGAUAAAACGUUUCGUUCUUUUUGUGAUUCUUCCAUUCGCUGGAUAUUAUCUCCUGAUAUGGCUCAUAAUCAAACUGCUUGCAAGAUAUGUGUUUCGAGACUUCAAACACCCUGAUAGGAUUCUGACUAUAAACAACAGGAAACUCUACAAUAUAUCCAUAUUUUUCUUCUAUUUCCACACAAUUAUAAUGGGAAUUGCGGGUGUGUUAGCCCGCACGUUUACUGGAAUAUUUCUUGGAUUAUUUUUCCUAUCUCGCACGGACCGCAACCUCAUGAUUCAAGGCUUUCAUAACUCCGACCGGGGAUAUGCCUCCUAUAUUGGAUACCUUCACGUGAUUGCGUUGCACAGGAACCCCGUACGUGUUGUGUUCUGCCAAAUAUUAUACGAUCUUGUAUACAAGCAGCAUGUCGUCGUGAAAAGAGGUAAAUCUGGGACUGCCUCAUACCCGCGGAUCUCAAAGUUCGCUUUAAACCGUUGGCAUUUAGCUGUGACACUUAUACGUAAUCCCCAGCUUCAGCGACACCGUGUGCAUUCAGAUGUACCUAGGAGUCGCCGUCCAACAACAGAUGUACUCUAUCUAAACGAAAUUGAUUUGAUAUCCCUUCCCUCCCUCAAACUUCACCUGAAUAAUGACGAUAAAUCUCUAGUAAAAUAAUAAGAAAUUAUAAACACGAUAUUUUUUUAUAAAAUAAGACAUUCAACUAAGACUUUUGGCAUGAUAAAUGAAA
Molecule: messenger RNA, 1974 nt
Organism: Dendronephthya gigantea
Lineage: Eukaryota; Metazoa; Cnidaria; Anthozoa; Malacalcyonacea; Nephtheidae
Product: stimulated by retinoic acid gene 6 protein-like
Exons: 18
Coding region: 240-1901 (553 amino acids)
Biological process (GO): vitamin A import into cell
Cellular component (GO): plasma membrane
Molecular function (GO): retinol transmembrane transporter activity; signaling receptor activity
Source: RefSeq, a predicted model, not a curated record